UGUUUGGCAUUUGACUUACCUUGUUUGCUUCUCUAUAAAUACCAUACUAUCCAUAUAUAGCAUCUAUUUCUUACAUAUCACAAUUAACUAUCAACAUCCAAUUAGGGAUUUCGUGAUAAUAUGGCUUCUACACUUCAUCGUGCAUUGUCUCAUUUACUCACUCUUGUAGCUUCACUUUCAAUACUCCUUGUGCUCCCUUCCUCUUGUUUCAAUCCCAGAAAGAUUGUCAAUGCUUCAUACAACUCAAACGGUUUAUAUUGGUCACCAGCUGUGGCCACUUGGUAUGGACCUCCCCAUGGGGAUGGAAGUGAAGGUGGUGCUUGUGGUUUUGGCAGUGUUGUUGGGGUACCUCCAUUCUCAUCAAUGAUAUCUGCGGGAAGCCCUCUUUUGUUUGAAUCAGGCAAAGGAUGUGGUUUUUGUUAUGAGGUGAAGUGCACAGGGAAUUCUGGAUGUUCAGGCAACCCUGUGAGGGUAGUGAUCACUGAUGAGUGUGCUGGAUGCUCAGAUGCUCAAUUCCAUUUUGAUUUGAGUGGCACUGCUUUUGGUGCCAUGGCAGUUUCUGGCCAAGAUGAAAAGCUACGCAACGCUGGCAAAAUUGCCAUUCAAUAUAGAAGAGUUGAAUGCAACUAUCCCGGUGUAUACAUAGCUUUUCACGUGGACUUAGGAUCCAACCCCGAAUAUUUUGCAGUUUGUGCUGAAUACGAGGAUGGGAAUGGUGAUCUUGACAAAGUUGAACUCAAGGAAGCAUUUUCAGCCUCAUGGUAUUCCAUGCAGCGAUCAUGGGGUGCAAUUUGGAAACUCAGCAAAGGUUCACCACUUAAAGCACCAUUCUCCAUCAGGCUAACAGACUCUGGCAAAUCUGUUGUGGCUAACAAUGUGAUCCCUUCGGGCUGGAAACCUGGCCAGACUUAUAGAUCAAUUGUGAAUUUUAGAAUCUAAGUUGUCCAUUGGUUUGGAUCAUCAGCUUGUAGCUCUCUCCAACUUAAUGUAAUAUAUAAAUAAGAAGAUAACCCUAAUCUUAAUUUCUAAUA
Molecule: messenger RNA, 1031 nt
Organism: Glycine soja
Lineage: Eukaryota; Viridiplantae; Streptophyta; Magnoliopsida; Fabales; Fabaceae
Product: putative expansin-B2
Exons: 4
Coding region: 121-939 (272 amino acids)
Biological process (GO): sexual reproduction
Cellular component (GO): extracellular region
Source: RefSeq, a predicted model, not a curated record